AUGCCGCCGAAGCAGUCAACAGCAGGAGCCUCACGUGGCCGGCCUCCUGGCUCCAAGAACAAGGCAGCGGCGCCCGCUGGCAGCAAGAAGCCCAGCGCGGCUGCCAGAGGAAAGCAGCGAGCCCAGCCCAACGAGUCUCCUGAGCCUCGGCGUCGCGAGGACUCCGAAGAGGUCAUGGAGGUCGAUGGAGAUCUGGAGGAUGACGAGGAUGAUGAGGAGCCGGAGAAGACCAUCCCGCCCGAGCUACUGACGCGCAUCCUGCACGAGUUCUUUGAGAAGGACGGCACACGCAUCACCAAAGAUGCAAACAACGCCGUCGCCAAGUACAUGGAUAUCUUUGUCAAGGAAGCUAUUGCUCGAGCCGCGGCUGAGAGGGACGGGGGGUUCUUGGAGGUCGAGGAUCUCGAGAAGAUUGCGCCGCAGCUGUUAUUCGAUCUGUGA
Molecule: messenger RNA, 441 nt
Organism: Diaporthe citri
Lineage: Eukaryota; Fungi; Ascomycota; Sordariomycetes; Diaporthales; Diaporthaceae
Exons: 2
Coding region: 1-441 (146 amino acids)
Biological process (GO): kinetochore assembly; DNA repair; resolution of meiotic recombination intermediates
Cellular component (GO): FANCM-MHF complex; Fanconi anaemia nuclear complex
Molecular function (GO): protein heterodimerization activity
Source: RefSeq, a predicted model, not a curated record